Messenger RNA from Pseudopodoces humilis (Tibetan ground-tit), 9722 nucleotides. It is a transcript of the gene C9H10orf71, whose product is annotated as chromosome 9 C10orf71 homolog. The record is from RefSeq and is a predicted model, not a curated record. Gene Ontology annotation, biological process: positive regulation of calcineurin-NFAT signaling cascade. NCBI's taxonomy places the organism in Eukaryota, Metazoa, Chordata, Aves, Passeriformes, Paridae. Gene Ontology annotation, cellular component: Z disc.
AACUUCAGAUUCCUUGCUCAUUUCACUUCACCUGGCUGAGCAGGUCUGUGACGGCUCAAGGGCUAGCUCCUCCACUUUUAUUAUUUUAUUUAUUUUUCAGUCAUCGUUUUUAUUAAAAUAACCAUGUUCAGAGGAAGAGUCCGACACACAUAAAUAAUGGGAACUGCUAAUAGUAAGCAGGCUGCUCUAAAAUGUGCUGGGGCUUUGACUUAAGGGAAGAAAGCACAGCCCUGCAUUGUCCCUAUCAGGAAGCUGGAGCACAGAAGACUUAACAGGCCUGUUGGCAGGAUGGGGCAUUUGGAGGACAUUGGGAAAGGCAGUCCGGAGACCGGCUGGAAAUAACUGUUGGGUCUUUGCCACUGAAGCAGAAAGGGAAAGGUAGAGACACUUGCAGUCUCUGUUCCUCCCAUUUUUCUUCAUGUGAGGUCUUCAUCUUCCAGUGUUUGAAGCUUUGUGGUCUGAGCUGGAAAGAGUUCACUUAGGAUCAAAAAAAUGCCGAAGGUCAGAAACAUCCUGGGACACUGCUUCUGUCAAAUCUACAUCACUGGACUGUUUCUACCUCCUCACUAAAGAUGGUCAGAAAAGAAGCCAAAUACAAGUAUGAGAGUGAGUUCUAAAAACAAGAAGCAAAAUUGUAAGACAGAGAAGGAAGUGUCCUUCAUCUGUUCUGUAAGAUGAGUCAACGUGCAGCAGCACCUUCUAGAAGAAUGGCUUUGUGCUUGUGAAUUGCAAACAGCUGGAUCUGCCUCACAAAUUCGCCUGCGUGCUCAACACCUGAAACUAAUCCUUUGGAUACUUCACCCAUGACUCUUAUGAACAAUGCAGGGAAAUAAGAAACAUACAGAAGGACAUAGUGAUUCCUCAAGUAUUGGGAGUCUCCUGGAUGACACAGACAGAGAGGUGAGCAGCCUCACAGAUCGGGCUUUCAAAAGCUUGUGUGUAGCAGAACUCGAAGACCCUUACAAUGAACCGGAACUUUCCAUUUCACCUGACUUUGCCCUCCAGUUGUCUGCUAAAAUUCACUCAGGGACGUUAAACCAUGACAUCAAGAAAAGCAAUGUCUGUGACAAGGUAACAGCAAAAAACAAUGAACAUACAUUUUGGGCUUCCACAUUCCAGCAGUUACCAAGGUGUGCUUCAGAGGAAAAAAGGAUUGCUAAAAACAACACCUUUGCUGUGGAAAGGAAAUUGAAUUUGCCAGUCCCUUGUCCAAGGAACAACAAGCAUGUUUCAAAAGUGUCCUCAUUGAUUAAGACAUUUGAUAAGUCUGCAGACCAAGGGUCAGGAAGUUCUCUGAUAGCAAAUAAACAGCCCAUUAAGAAUAGCUUUCAAAAAUAUAAAAUAAAUCAUGGCAAUGAUAUUGCUUCCUGGGAUGAUACAGACAUUUUAAGCAUCCACAAGGAACUUUCUGAAUUUUCUGAGGCUAGUCAAGAUAGUCAUUGUCUCAGUGGCAAACAUGAGCCACAAAGAAGACCUAAUAAAAUAGACCUGAGUUAUGGGGACUCUGAUGGUUGUUAUCCUGUGCUGAUUGAGAUGUCAAAAAUAGCCAAGUCAAAUUUUUCCCAUUCUUCUAAGAAGGCUUUAAAUAACAGAAACUUGAAACUUAGUGAGCCAGCAAAAAAAGGUAGCUUUCUUCACAGUGAGAAUAGUGCUUUUGAAUCAUGGAAUGUUCAUAACAAAAAAUUGUCAGAAAAGGAGGAAUUUGUUAACAUAAAAAUGAAAAAGGAAGGUCUUGCAUACCUGGAAGAAUCACCAUUUGUUAAAGGAUCCCAGACAUGUGAACAUAAAUUGUCACCUGUCAUGACCAUUGUUGCUAAGAAGAAAGAGAAAGAUUUUCAGAUGAAGCCAACUCUACAAGAAGCUUCUUUCUCUCUCCGAGUUGUACCUCGGGGUGCCCUCCCUUCAGAAACCAAAUUUCCUGUUGCUUUCCCUCCCACACCUCCCCCUAGGAACCAUGUACACCAGGGUCCCCCUCGGCCACCCCCUGCCCCACCGGCACUUCCUCUCCCACCCCCCUCCCAGCCCGGCCAUGCCUCAACACCCCCUACCCCUGAAGCCCCUCCUGUGCCACCACCCCCAGUCCCAGCUCGACUUUCCCCCACUGCCUUGUCCCAAGCCUCUGUGUCACCCCAGUCUGUGUCCUAUAGGAUGGUUUCACCCUCACUCAGGUUUGAGACACCCAGUCCACCUCCACCAAAACCCCAGGCCACGUUAACUGAGGACCCCCUCAGCCCCCAGCUGGGCAGCACCUGUCCACCCUGGAGGAGACAGAGGGCUGCAGAAAGGGCAGCAGGGAAGAGACAGGCUGCAAAGGAGAAGGUCACAGACAGCCACAAGACCUCAUUGUCUGAAAAGGAGACUGGUGCUGACCCUGGUCUGCACGUGACUCCUCUGGCUGGACAAGCAAACUCCCCUGGGUCGAUCAGUCCCUCCUUCAACAUCACCCAACUCCUGACGCCUGUCAUUCCACCAAAACAGGAGGUGAACACUGCUGAAAGCGAGCUGAUCCCACUGACACCUCCGCCCACGGAGAGCACGGCCUCAAGAGACCAUGAGGAGAGCACCUUAGACGAUUACAGGUCUUGGGAUAGUUACAGGCUGACAGCAUCGAGUCUGUUAUUUAACUUAAAGGAUGUGCGUAAACGUGUUAAAAGCAUUUAUACCCCUUCUCCCCUGUUAAGGGCCUUGGAGGAGAAAAAUAAAACAAGGGAAAAUAUUCAGGAGAGUACAAAAAUGGAUACUUCAUUCUCAGCUUUGCACGAUGAAAGUGGGAAAAAUAUUACAGAGAAAGAUGAAUUGAGUGAUAUAGCUUAUGUUUUGUCUAGCGGUGCUCAUGAAAAGGACAAUAAAACUGAUUUAACUGGACACUUCACAGGUGACUACCUGACUUUGAGUUCACCCCAGACAACAGAAGACCUUCCAUUUUACCAAACUGGAGACAGCAUGCAGCAAGACAAUUCAAAACACCAAGAUCUGGUUAAAAACACAGAGGACAGUGAAAAUUUCCCCUCAUUCAGACAUGAAUCAAAUGAAUCUGACUUAGGGAAACAUCAGCAGUAUCCAGCACAGAGACCAUUCAGUAGAAACAAUGUUGAUACAAAAGCUGGGCAGCCCAUGCAAAUUCAAAGUGUGCAGGGUGAGGAAAAUGAAAGACAAGCUGCUAUUCAGAACGAAAAUUUUGCCUUCAAAACACUCCUAAACCAACUCUCACCAGAAGAAGAUGAAGCUUACAGUGGCACCCAAACCAACAUUGUGGUACCUGGCCAUGAAGCACAAGGCAAAAGAAGCACUAGUUCUUCAGAGCAAUCCUUCGUCUCCACAGUGGAGCAGCCACUUCAGGAAGAGCCAUUUCUGCCCCUGAUGGAGCAGACAUGCCUCCAAGAAAGCCAGAGGACUGACGGUGAAAUGGGUUCAGGAAGUAAGAAAAGACACAAGGAGAGAGGGAAAGAGGUUGGGGAAGAGGAACUGCAAUACUGUGCUUGUAUCAGCCCUAGUACUGGUGCCGCAGAGAGGAGGGAGGGAAGUGUUACUGGGAAUGAACAGAGGAGCUUGAUGAAAGAGAAACUAGGGAGAGAGAAAAGGGAAGAGGCCAACAGCACAAAUUCUGCAUCCGACGAUAUAAGAGAUAUGUCCAUCCCCAGGCCCGAGGAGCCACAAACACCAUCAUCUUCAAGCUCAACCAAACCCAGUCUGUUUAUGAUUAAAGAUAACACAUUCAGGUCGCCUCAGGUAAUACGGGCUGUCAAGCUGCCCCUGCUCCGGUCGUUUUCCCUGGAUGAUACAGUGAGCAGCAGUUACAGGGAAAUGGAACGUAAGUUUAUGUCCCCAGCAGUUUACAACAAGCAGCACCGAAACAUCUUGCAUGCCCAGGAGGUUGGCUGGUGGACAUCAAGACACAGAGGGCAGCAGAACGUGAGAGAUGGAGCAACUGACAGAGAAAAAGAAGCCAGUGAGCCUGGAUCUACUGCAGUAAUACUGGAUCCCAGUCUUCUGGAAGAUACAGAGAGCUUUUCAUUUGGAAAACUGACGGAAGAAGAUGAAAAGACUUGUAUGUUGUUAAAUAAGUUUGGGAAAAUGAAUGAGGAAAGUGUCUGUAGAAGUAAAAAGAAGCCUACAAAAGCAAGACACAGCUUAGCACAGCCAAUUAUAGGUCUGGAAAAUGACCAAGCACAAAACAACCCGAGCUAUCCUGCAGAAAGAAAGACAAAUUACUUCAAGAAUCAUCAUUUAUCUAACCGCAAAGGGGGCUCUUGUGCAAAAAAAAUAAUCACUAGGGAGACAAUUUCCCCUGUGACUGGCUCCAUAUUAGAGGACCACACUUGUUCUUCCGUAUCCCAUGAUACUUUAGAGGACAUCCUGCAUACAGAAGGUGCACCAAUUUUGUUAGACAAUUUUUCAUGCUCUGCUAUUACAAGCCCCAGGUCAGGAAGCACGAUGCACUCUCUUUCUGCCAGUUCAUUGUCAGAUAAACCAACUCUUUCUGGCCUUAGAGAGACAGAGGAUGUUACACACCCUGCCUUGUUGAACAUGGCACUAGAGAGGCAAGCUUACAUGCCUGCAGAGGAGAUAAGUGAUUCAGCACAGAGGAAUCUGCUUUCUGAUGUCGCAGUGGAAGAUGAGAGACUGGAGCCCAGGGGACUUGGUGGGAGAUCAGCAGGCAAGCCACCCACUGUGCCACCAAAAACAGAAAAGGCUCUGCGUCGGGCUAAAAAGCUGGCGAACAAGAGGAAAAAAGUGCAAGAGCAGCAGAAAAACCAUCAGGCUGAGCAUACAGAUACUGUAGGGAGAAAGCCUACUCAUUCUGGAGACACAAUAGUAUCUGCCUCACCCUUAGGAUAUUCCCCCCUUCAUCCUCCCCUUCACUCAACUUCUACUCCCACAGAAACCACUACUGGGAAAUCAAGGCUUGCACCAGUAGCAAGCUCUUCAUCCUCUUCAACACAGCGGAAACUCCUCCAAGACCCUGACUCCGGUCAAUACUAUGUAGUUGAUUUACCAGCUGAAGUUAAUUUAAAGACAUUUUAUGACCCAGAAACUGGCAAAUAUGUUCAAGUCUCAGUCCCUUCCUUGGAACAGAACUUACACCAGUCCACCUCUUCAGAAAUUAAGAAUUCUCCCUAUGCCUCCUACCCUAGAUUGCUGCCUUUACCAGCCUCAUCGGUGGCAGUGCUGAAAUCACCUUCUCAGCUCUCUGAACCUGCCUGGUCAGUGCCUGCUGGACCAGAACCAGCUGAACUACCUGAAGAUGGCCAGCAGGACCACAGAUACGCUGAGUCUGUGGAUACUCAGCCCUACACUGAACCAGCCUCCUACUCCUACCAUCAAGAUGCUGGAGAAACUCCAGUUCACUUGGGAAAGGAUGUGAGCCCAACCCAGCAUACUGGCAUUGUCACCCUUGCCAAUUUAGAUGAUUUUGCUGCUGAAGGAGUAUCUUGAAAGCUGAAGUAAAAAAACAUGCCAACUAAUGUUUUUAAGAACUGUUUGGACAGACAACAUGCACACAAAAGCACAUGCAGAUUUGAUAUUUGUACAACACUUUGAAUCUCGGUGUGGUUUGGGUGGGAAAGGAAAUGAAAGCUGUUCAUGUGGAAAGAUGCAAGGUAAUGACCACUUUGAAGGAAAGAGAAAUUGAGUAAGCACCAAAUUAUCAGUGAGAUGAAGGGGCAAUGCCAGCUAGACAAAUACAUUUGACAAUGUGAAGCCACUGCUUGCUGCUGCUGCUGCUGCUUUGUCAUUAAGAAGGCUGGGAAAGCCAAAGCAAAGUGUCCUAUUGCCCAGAUGUGCUGAAUGAUACAUGACACAAAAUAAAACCUAUGAGACCAUCCUAUGCGACCUAGAACUGAUGCUGCAUCUACUGAGCUUUCCUCACUCACUGCCUUUGAACUAUAUAUUGACAGGUAGAAAGUAUGUGGCUACAAAUAUGCCAUAUAUGCAAGAUCCAUUUUUUGCACACGUUGACUGCCCUGAUGUCAUUGAUAAGAAGAUUGUAUACUGGAUUCACAAUACAACAGCCAUGUCAAAAAAAGCCCUUUUAAACAACCAGAAUACAGUUGCAGCUGCUCUAGACUUCUCAUAUAUUUUUGCAGUGCCCACUAACAUGCUGCUGAACUCUUCGUAUUUCUUGAUAACAUCCAAAUAGGUUCCCCCAGAGUCAGGGUUUAUUUAUAAUGCAACUUAAAACUUCAGGUUAUCUUGAUACUUGGCCUGAAAUAUUUUGGUAAGGAGCAAGGUUGAAUGAAAUCCCACAACAGUGUUUAAUUCCUUGUUAGGUCAAGAGGUUCUUUGCUAUUGUAAUUUAAAUGUAUUUUGUUUUGUUUUCAGGCUCCCGCUGAAACAUGGAAUUAACUUUUAAAACCUGAAAAAUGUACCUUAUUUUGAUCUUGUGAAUUCUGUGAUUUAAUGCAAACAAACAAACAAAAUAUUCAGAACAUUCAAAGUAUUAAUUUCUAGAGAAGUGCUUCUUUGAAGUAUCACUUUUCUUUGAAAGAUCUGUAUGAAAAUAUCACUCAUCCUUGCAUAAGCUCUUUUUUGUCAUCAUAGUUAAUGAGGAAACCUAGGUGAAAAGAUGGAAAAAUUGAAUGUAUUCUGCCUGCUUGUAAAUAUCUAUAUUUGGAGUAUUGGCUUAGUUUUUUCUGUCUCAUUUUAAUACUGUUUUCCCCAGUUACAACUGAAGUGUAGAAGCUCUAAGGAAGAGCUUCAGUGAAGCAGCUCUUGACUUCCUGAAAAGAAAGGGAUGAAUCAGGCCUUUUGUUAAUGAAUACAGAGUGGAGACAGGACUCAGCCACUGCUCCAGUGUUAAUAUUUAUGACAGAUUUUCUUCAGUAAAUUUCCCAGGACUGAAGCCUCUCUUAAGACACAGACCCACUUUGUGGUUUUUCUCCUUUCUUAACCUGAAUUCAGGUUAACCUGAACAUCAGCCUUCCUCUAUUCCUGACAAGAGCCAUGAGUUCACAACCUGUCCUGGUCCCACCAGACAGUUCCUUUCAUCAGUGCCACUUACUGAAACAUUUCUCUGAGACAAACACUAAGGGCAUCACUUCAUUGAUUACAAUGGGGUUUAGAUUCAGCCUUUAAUGAUUUUCUAAGGUUCACUUCACCUGUUACGCAUUUUGUGAUUUGGUAGGUUUGAUUGCAACAGAAGGUGGGUUGUAAAUGAAGAAGCUUGUACUGGUAUGGUUUGGGCUUUAAGCAUAUCCAGCCAAAUGCCCAUAUUUGAAUAAACAUUUAUUGUUCAGUUUUGCACCCCAGAAAGUUUUCAACACCUGACUGAAUAAAGCCCUGAACAACCUGGGCUGUUCCUAGAGCUGAUCUUCCUUGACCAGGAGGUUCACCCAGAGAUCUCCUAAGAUCUCUGCAGCCUGAAUUAUCCUCUGAUCCUGUUCUGAAAACAAUAAAAUUUAAAUAAAUUUUGUCUUGGAAUUCAGCAAAUGCAGUCUCCCCUGAGAAAAGGCUCCUUUUGAAAGAUUUUUUUAAAAAAAAAAAACUGAAAAUCAAGAGUGUUUCAGGAACAAGAAUUAAUUUUCAAGCUGCUAAAUUAAGGGAAGUGACUCUUACUAUAAAUAUUUUUUAGUCACAAGUAUUUUGUAAACUGAUGGUGCUGUUCAUGUUGCACUUCUCUGUUGCUGUCACUCUAUACAGUAUAAUUGCUAUCCAGUAUAGAGCAGCAUCUCAUCCACAUGUUAAAAUAUAGAUAAAUAGAUCCAUUACAGUUUUCCAUGGUGCAUUAGACAAAACCCUACAAAAUCUUAAAGCCUAUCAGAGUGCACAAGACUUUUUUUCUUGUGUGUGCAUGUGUUAUUACAAAUUUUAACACCCUUAACAGCCACAAGUCAAGAAGUAGUUCUCAGAGGACAGGAUAAAAGCUUCCAUUCCAAGGGAAGACUAUGGAUAUGAAGUAUCUGUGCACAGAUUUAAAAAUUAAUGGUAAUUUGAUGACAAAAACGUAUAUGAGUAUUUAAAAAGGUCUCUUUUACUUCUUUAACUGUCAUUUGUUUUGUAGACAUACACACUUCUGCACCCUUUUAUCAAGGGUUUCCUAAAACUCUUAUUGUGGAGAGUGGGAUGCUCCAUUAUACUGCUUCCAGGUAUGUGAGGAAAGCAGGGUGUGUUUUUCCCUCUGCUGUUAAAGUGAGCUGAAACAUGGGCUUGUAAAGAGGAGCCAGCCCUAACUGGGAUACCAAAUACAUUUCAAGUAAGACUUCUUCAUUUCCAUCAGCCCUUUCUGCUAGCUUCAGGGAGCUGCAUUCACAGUGGACUGAACAGCCCCAGAGGAGAAUUUGUAGCUGAAUUGCUAUAGCAAGGUGAGUGUCUUCUCCAAGGUAACAAGUGACAGCACUUGAGGAAAUUACCUGAAGUUGCUCCAUGUAGGUUUAGAUUAGACAUUAAGAAAUAUUUUUUCACUGUAAGGGUGCUGAGUCAUUGGAAUAAGUUGCUUGGGGAAGUAGUGGAAUCACCAUCCUUGGAAGUGUUUGAAAGGUGUGGGGAACACUUGGUGCUAGGUUAACUCUUGGCCACAAUGGUUCUAGAGGUCCUUUCCAACCUUAAUGAUUCUGUGGUUCUGUGCAAUUAAACAAAGCAGGGAGUUUUGAGAAUAGGUAAGAGAGUGGUUCUUGUCUUAGAUGAUGUUAGAAAAGUAUUUCUCCAGGUCCCAGCCUGGUAUUGAGCAGGAACCCAUCAGCAAACCCAUCUCUGGCCUAGACCAUGCUGCUGGCCAACUUCCUGCUAGGCUGUGGGAGUGUGUGAGUACAAACACACUCAUGCAUCCCCAUAAACAACCCUAUAUAUGUAUGUAAUAUACCUGUGAAACUGCCAUUUGCAUAUCAGUAUAAGAAAGCAGUAAUGCCUGUGAACACAAAAUAUUUGUGGGUUAAAAGGAAGACAGAUGGCACCUUUUCAAAUAACAAAUAUUUUUCAUUCCUUGCCCUAUUCUGUUUGUGUUUGUUGGGGGGAUGUUUCCAUUUCUGCUGUGGGAAACAGGACUGGACAAGGUCUCAGUACUAGGAGGAAUGAGAGCUGUAAACUGACCCUUUUCUUUGGGGGAGGGUGCUAUGGGAAACGUGCAAUAAUCAUGAAAGCAGUUGUAGGAAAGCACUGUUUUGUGACAGUGACAUUAAGUUGUAGGUUUAAGAGGUGUUGAGGCAAACCAAGCCAAAUUCUUCCUUGCCAGCAGACUGUGGUUAGGACUAAGGAACAAGGUAGGUUCCUGGCAUGCACAAAAGUACAGCAGGCUGAAGGGAACAGGGGCCACUGUUUUCACUGUUUCCUAAUCCUGCACGUGGGCUUAGUGCAUGUUGCAUUUCUUGGUGCCCUGAGGCUCCUUUACCGUGGUGAUUCUUCUUUGGCAGAUGUGACUGAGGCCAAACUUCAGUCUUUGAUUCUAGGGCCAGAACUGCCUCCCUCUGAAUCUCCAUCUCCUUGUGGGGUGACUGCAAUGCCAACAGUCCAGCUGUCACAUGGCAGACUUGGGACUGCCAUCCCACAGCCAUGGCUCUGUCCCAAGGGCUUGAAUUUCCUUGUGGAAAAUGCUGGAUCUGUUUUAGAGAGCUUAGUUUAAUUGAAAUGACCUACAUGCAUAGAUUUUUGUCAACUCCUCCUUAGGUGUUCAGUGCCUUCCUAAGUCAGCUAUCCAAGAAGAUAUAUGUCAUCAGCACGUUCCAUCAAUGCAACUGUAUUUGCAAAUAAGUAAUUAUUUAUUAAUAAAUAAAAUAAAUGGGACUUGUUUU